CGUGGUUUAGGGGGCGGAGGCUUUUAUUCCAUACUCUGGUUAUGUGUCAGCUGCUAGACAUAAUCGAAACAGUAACCGUUUACAGUUGGUGUUACUUUCAACAUCUAACCCUCCGAGAGAGUGACUACAUGUUUCGUCCAUCAAGCUUUCAAGGAAAUUGGGAAUUGCAUAUUACAGGCUUUGCGCACGUCACUUUUGACACGACACGAACCUUUAAGUUGAAUCUUUUUUCUACAGUAGGCUAGCUGUGCAGGAGUGGUCAGAGCCAAAACCAGCUAUUCAGAUCGGAUUUCACCCAAACCAGCUGGGGGAGAGAGCAUUUGUCAUUUUGAUUCCCUCCCCGAUCCAAGAAGUCUACCAGGGAGAGAGAAAAGAGAGAGAGCGCGGGUGAGAAAGGAGGAGAGACGAGGGGGUUCCAAAGGAAUUUCCAAGGAUAUUUAUUCUGUUGCCGUAAGAAAAGUGUUGGUCAGUUGGGGGCGAGGCAGAGACCGCGGUCAAGGAUGGACGAGCAGCCUCGGUUGAUGCACUCCCACGGCGUAGGCAUGGCCGGACACCCCGGCCUGGCACAGCAUAUGCAGGAUGGCACGGGAGGGACGGACGGAGAUGGAAGAAAGCAGGACAUUGGAGACAUAUUACAGCAAAUAAUGACCAUCACAGACCAAAGCCUGGACGAAGCGCAGGCCAGGAAACAUGCCCUGAAUUGUCACAGGAUGAAACCGGCUCUCUUCAACAUCUUGUGCGAUAUAAAAGAGAAAACAGUGCUCAGUAUCCGUGGUUCCCAGGAGGAGGAGCCUCCAGAUGCCCAACUCAUGCGAUUGGACAACAUGCUUCUGGCGGAAGGCGUGUCCGGACCGGAGAAAGGGGGCGGGUCUGCGGUGGCGGCGGCUGCAGCAGCAGCUGCAGCGGGAGGAGGAGUGGGCUCGGACACCAACUCGGCAGAACACUCAGACUACCGGGCCAAGCUGACUCAGAUCCGCGGGAUCUACCACACAGAGCUGGAGAAGUAUGAACAGGCAUGUAAUGAGUUUACCACCCAUGUGAUGAACCUGCUGAGGGAGCAGAGCCGCACACGGCCCAUCUCGCCCAAAGAGAUAGAACGCAUGGUGGGGAUCAUCCACCGUAAGUUCAGCUCCAUCCAGAUGCAGCUCAAACAGAGCACCUGCGAGGCCGUCAUGAUCCUACGCUCCCGCUUCCUCGAUGCCAGACGAAAGAGGAGGAACUUCAACAAGCAGGCAACAGAGAUCCUAAAUGAGUAUUUCUACUCCCACUUGUCCAACCCCUAUCCCAGUGAAGAGGCCAAGGAAGAGCUGGCCAAGAAGUGCUCCAUCACAAUGUCACAGGUAUCGAACUGGUUUGGAAACAAGAGAAUCCGAUACAAGAAAAACAUUGGCAAGUUCCAAGAGGAAGCAAACAUGUACGCCGCGAAGACCGCAGUCAGUGCAACCAGUGUAUCAGCCCAUGGCAGCCAGGCCAACUCCCCCUCCACCCCCAACUCUGCAGGUUCUGCUGGCUCUUUUAACAUGUCAAACUCCGGAGACUUGUUUAUGAGUGUGCAGGCUCUGAAUGGGGACUCAUACCAGGGGGCCGGGGUUGGGGCCAAUGUUCAGUCCCAGGUGGAUACUCUUCGCCAUGUUAUCAGCCAGACAGGAGGAUACAGUGACAGCAUCGCAGCCAGCCAGAUGUACAGUCCACAGGGCAUCAACACAAACGGUGGCUGGCAGGAUGCUCCGACCCCCUCGUCAGUGAACUCGCUCACAGAAGGACCCGGAAGUGUUCACUCGGAUACCUCCAACUGAUUAUUUUACCCUCCACACCUUCCAUUCACACAACCCAUCGAUGAACUGGCAGAGCCAAUCACAGUGUUAAACAUAGAGGCAUACUACACAGUGUCCUGUAGAUUUCAGGGGUGCAUAACUAAAACAACCUUUCCUAAGCUACAGUACUAUGGGACAUUUGAGAUACAUACAGUAGUAGGAAUGUCAGAACAAAAAUCUAAACAAUGGAAAAAGGAUGAAUACAAAUGUUUGUUCAGAUUUCACAGGAUAUUUAGACGGCUCCGGUUGCUUACUCACCUGUGAUGGUUUCACUCAUAUUGAUGAUAUUCAGUGAUAAGAUCAAUUCAGACAACCCAAUCUGUAUACUUCAAUUUAAAUGCUUCAUUCUACCUCUCGGCAACUAAAAAGUAAAACAAAUCACAUGAAAGAACAUUCAUUUGUUUUCUGACUAAGACAUGAACUUUGCCAUUGUAUGAAAGAAGCACGUCGUCUUGGUUUGUUUUGUGGUCCCUCACCCAUUCUAUGGUACGACAUUUAGGCUUUUAAUGUUGCUCCCUUGUUUACAGUGUGUGCUUUAGAAACUGUGUUCGCUUUACCCUCUCCCACAGAGAAAUAACCAGGAAGACUUAGAAGACUUGUUGGGAAAGCAGGUCAGCCUAGUGAACUCUGAGGACCCUUCACCCUGACUAGCAGGUCUUCAAUCUGGGUGGAAGGAGUUAGAAAAGGAAAACACGCUGGUAUGAGAAUGCACAUUGGCUGAUCUAAGGGCUUUAAUGGAAAUUGAGUAGACAAUUUAAUAGACAUUGUAGAUGUGUGUCUUCCUGGUUUAUAAACAUAUGUCCCGCGAGCCCUUUGAUAUCUUAUCAGAAUGUGGGAGCGCUGUGGGCCCACAAGCAGUCACAGGGCUCUCUUCCAAUAUCCAUACUAGUGUACCACUUAUAAUGCAUGCCCAAUACAUGCUUCAUUCUAAGUAUGCUAGUGUCGAUAUUGGAACAGGGGAACAGAGUGUGUGCUAUUGAUUGUCUGAGGGCCUGUGAACAAGAGGAGCGCCCUCCUUUUAAACAACCACCUCAUUGAGUAUCCAUGUGUCUCAUCAGAGGUAAUCGUGUGAAGUUACAGUUAUGUCGUGUAAAAAAAAAAAUCAUAAAUACAAUAAACACCUGUCAUCAAAAACCCAUACGAGCUUGAUUCACGUUAGUCACCUAAUGUUACUGUUAACCAAAACCUUUAUACUUAUUGAUCUAUUGUUGACAUUUUAUGUGUACUUUCAAGAGGUCCUAACCCAUCUAGCUAUAUUCACUCAUGUACUUACAUGUUGGAUUUUUUACUGAACCUUUUGAUAAUUUUCCCAAUUCUGGUGGGGGAUGAUAACCAACUGAACAAUGCUGCCUAAUUGAAAAACAAUGUUGUUGAUACAGUCCGAUUCAGAAGAAACCAUUUCUGUUGAAAAAUCUUUCAAGGAUCUGUGUAGUAACUGAGUUUGUUUUUAAGUACAUUGCAUCAGAAUCCAGUUAAACAGGGAAGUCGUUACGUUAAUAGGAUUUAAAACAUAAAUCUGCGGAUGCAGGUAACACCAGGACUGAACUUACAGUAGCCAUGAUGCACAGGUCAUGCAUGAGAUGCUUUGUACUCCAUGAUUAUGUUGAACAGACACAAUGUGUUCAAGUCAGUGUUCAAUACUGUUCAAUACUGCUCAAUACUGUUCGAUGCUGUUCAAUACUGUUCAAUGCCCUCUCAUACAAUGGAACUGUACUGUUCUUUAAACCCAGAGUUGAUUUCUGUUUCUCUUUCCAGGCAUUUUUGGGGCAGUUUAAUAUGUAUUACAGUAUAUGACAGCAUUCUUUCUUCCACUGUAUUAAGAACCAAAAACCUACAUUAUAAUGUCACCUGUAUCCUUGCUUUUCACUUCUUCAACUGACUUGUAUGAAUCCUCAGAAUUCAUAAGCAUAUUGAAUGUUGAUGUGCUGAAAGGUCUAAUGUCCAUAGCAAAACUAGAGGUGGGAAAAUUCUUUCAGACAAACAAAGAUGAUAUUUGGACAUUUGAUAUACUGUAUAGUACUUGUCCUUUUGUUGUGUGGACUAUAUAGUUAUUCUUUAGUAUUUGGUUAUUUACUUUUUAUGGUAUGCUAUUGUAUGUCAUGGUUCCCAUAUUCUUGUCAAUUAGCUCUCUCAUGAUGUGAUUAUGUGAACAUUGCCACAUUGUACUUGACUUGCUUUGUUGAACAAUAAUUUAUGCAGUUUCAACAUUAAACUUAUUAUACUAUGUAAUACACCAAGA
This is a messenger RNA of Oncorhynchus keta (chum salmon), 4053 nucleotides long. RefSeq names its product pre-B-cell leukemia transcription factor 1. The coding region runs from base 501 to 1796 and encodes 431 amino acids. Gene Ontology annotation, biological process: regulation of transcription by RNA polymerase II; eye development; neuron development. NCBI's taxonomy places the organism in Eukaryota, Metazoa, Chordata, Actinopteri, Salmoniformes, Salmonidae. Gene Ontology annotation, cellular component: nucleus. Gene Ontology annotation, molecular function: DNA-binding transcription factor activity, RNA polymerase II-specific; RNA polymerase II cis-regulatory region sequence-specific DNA binding. The transcript is spliced from 9 exons. The record is from RefSeq and is a predicted model, not a curated record.